Messenger RNA from Girardinichthys multiradiatus, 4715 nucleotides. Its product is annotated as dnaJ homolog subfamily C member 16-like. NCBI's taxonomy places the organism in Eukaryota, Metazoa, Chordata, Actinopteri, Cyprinodontiformes, Goodeidae. The coding region runs from base 1049 to 3430 and encodes 793 amino acids. The record is from RefSeq and is a predicted model, not a curated record. The transcript has 15 exons.
CGCCGUUCGGGUUGUGAAAUCCAUUCACCCUGAAAAAGACGAACUAUUGAAGAGGAUCCAAACAUGUCACGGUGUUUACAUCGACGUAUCACCGGCAAGACUAGGGAAAGAGAAGAAAACCCCACAUUCCAGUGGCCCAGUCACAGUAGCCUUAUUGCAAAAGGUUCAUCAAAAACAAUCGUUGAGGACAUUCAAAAGGAUAACCAGCAGAUAUAAGAAGCGUCUUUUAUGUAAAUAAAAUUAAGAAAUAGUUCGGGGUUUCUGCACGCAAAAAUGGUGCCCCUUGUACAUCUGGCUUCUUGGUUAACUGAAAAAAGCUUUAACUCUAAAUCUGCAAUGAAGGGUAUGACUAAUUUUGGGCUUAGCUAUAUAUAAGCACACAUAAUAAUAAUAAUAAUAAUAAUAUCAACAAUAUCAUCAUUAUAUAAAUUGAGUGUUAAGUUUUAAUUGUCAGUCUGUCAGUCAUUUUCUAUACCGCGUCUUCCAUAGUGGGUCGCUGUCGCCAAUCUCCAGCAGUCUAUGUGCGGGAGGCGGGGUAGUUUUAUUGGAUUUUCUGAUAUAAAUUUUUGUCUAAAAAGUGCAUAUAUUAUUGCAAAUAAAAUCGAUAAUGUAGUGUAACAUAGUGUCUUUUGUUCGGCAAAAUUAGCUUUCAUCAGAUUUGUAUUGUUGCCCAAUGGGAAACUUGCCACUCACAACAUGGCGAACGCGUCGACGCUUCAAUGUUUCUACGGCGUCCGAUUUUCAAUGUCGGUCUGAAUCACAGAAUACCCGAAGUGAUUUUCGAAAAAAUGGCGCCUCCUUCUGGCCUUUUGCUCGUCUGUAGCCGGUUAUCAUUAGCCAGCGCUGGAGGUACUGUAGGAUGCUGCGGAAGACGCCCUGUAGGUUUAGCUGCCGUACUGUCUGUGGACGUUACACGUUAAUUUGAGCCAGGAACGAGGAGCUGGAGAGGAUACAAAUGUUCCUUAAAUAUGUGGCGCUGUAGCGGCUCACUGCAUGGUCCCGAGGUGACUGAAGCAAGCUGGGGAAGCUGCAGCCCCUGUGGUGACUGAUGGCAGGGUCAAACAUGUCUCCACCUCUAGCUGUGAUGGUUGUGGUGGUCCUCUGUGUCCUGCUGGCAGGAUCAAGCCACGCAGGCCCUGAAAUGGACCCGUACAAAAUAUUAGGAGUAACCCCGAGAGCAAGCCAGGCAGAGAUUAAGAAGGUUUACAAGCGACUCGCUAAAGAAUGGCAUCCUGACAAAAACAAAGAUCCAGGUGCUGAGGACAUGUUUAUCAAGAUCACUAAAUCUUAUGAGAUCCUGUCCAGCGAAGACAAACGUGCCAGCUAUGACCGUUACGGGCAGACCGAUGAUACCCAGGCUUACAGCAGUGGCCGAUACGGCCGUCGCCAGGACAGCUUCUACUUUGACGAGUCCUUCUUCAACUUCCCAUUCAACACUAAGAGCCACAGGGACUUCACCGACAGCAAGUACACGCUACGCUUCAACCAGUACGUCAGCGAGGUGGUGCCUGACAGCUACAGGAGGCCUUACCUGAUAAAGAUCACCUCCGACUGGUGCUUCAGCUGCAUCCAUAUUGAGCCUGUGUGGAAGGACGUGGCGCAGGAGAUGGAGGGCCUAGGUGUCGGAAUAGGCGUGGUUGACGUUGGCUAUGAGAGACGUUUAGCAAAUCACCUCAGUGCUCACCGCACCCCGUCCAUACUGGGUGUCAUCAGUGGAAAGGUGAUGUUUUUCCAUUACGCUGUAGCAAAAGAACACCUGUGGCAGUUUGUUGAAGACCUCCUCCCUCAGAGACUUGUGGAGAGGAUCACUGACAAAAAUGAGCAGCAGUUCUUGAACAGCUGGCACGAGCUUAACAAGCCACACGUCCUUCUGUUUGACCAAGUUCCAGUUGUCCCUCUGCUAUACAAACUGGCAGCGUUUGCUUACAAGGACUACCUACAGUUUGGUUAUGUGGACCAGGGCCUUGCAGAGACGGCCGAGCUGCAGAAGCGCUUCAACAUUAAUACUUAUGCUCCGACCAUGCUGGUCUUUAAGGAGAACACUGACAAGCCUGCUGAUAUUAUACAGGCUAAAGGAAUGAAGAAACAAAUCAUUGAUGAGUUCAUGUCAAACAACAAGUUCCUCCUCGCACCACGGCUCGUCAAUCAGAAGCUCUUUGAUGAGCUCUGUCCUGUCAAACAGUUUCACAGACGUAGAAAAUAUUGUGUUCUGCUGAUCACAGCUGAUGAAGAGACACAUUCUUUUGGGAACCAGGCAUUUCUCUCGUUUGCAUCCACCAACACAAGGGAAGUUGUUAGGUUUGCUUAUGUGUACCAGCGACUACAGCAACCACUCUGUGACAUCCUAAUACAGAGCGAGGACGGCUCUCAGUCAUCACCACAGGUGGUGAUACUAGAGAGGCGUAACGCAGCCGGCAGAGCAUUGUUCAAGCCAGUUACAACCUGGAACGGCAGCGAAGAAGACAAGCUGCACCUCAUGGAGGAACUAGAGCGCCUUCAGAAGGACCCUUCCAUCCUCACCCAUGACGCCAUGCUGCCUGAACUCAACAACGAGUUUGCCUCGAUGUUUGUAGUACGGUGGAUCUAUGCAUCUUACGAUUACCUCUCUGAAGUCAUUGAUGAUAUUCUUCAUAACAACUGGCGUGAGAUGAUGCCUCUUCUGUCCCUCAUCUUCUCCGCUUUGUUCAUCUUGUUUGGAACCGUGGUGAUCCAGGCCUUUAGUGACUCCAGUGAAGAUAAACAGAUGAAACCAAAGGCGAAAGAUGGACCUAAAGCAGAAAAUGGAUCAUCAGGGACUAGUAGCACCUCAAGCCGGCCUCCGAGAAAGAAUUUUGUGGAGGUGACAGAGUUGACGAACAUCACCUACAUGAGCAACCUGGUGAAGCUGAGGCCUGGACACAUCAACAUAGUCCUUGUUCUCACUGAUGCCUCCAAGAACAUCCUUCUUAGCAAGUUUGCCAAAGAGGUGUAUUCUUUCACAGGGAGUCAGACGCUGCACUUCUCCUUCCUGAACCUCGACAAGCACAGCGAGUGGAUGAGCACGCUGCUGGAAUACGCCCAGGACCUGUCGCAGAUCGAUGCGGACGAGGAUGACAGCAGGUGCCGUAAAAUGGACUACACCGGCUUUGUGCUGGCUCUGAAUGGCCACAAAAAGUACCUGUGUCUCUUCAAGCCAGUCUACACUGGAGAGGAUGUCGACGUUAAGUCAUCCGAUGAAGAAGGGGGGGCGUCAGCGGGGAAACUGAGGCCCGGUUCCCGCGACGGUCACCCUCCACGGAAAUCCAGUCGCUCCCGCAGCACAUCCACCUUGCAGAUCCACCACAAACUGGACCGACUGGGGCUGUGGAUGGAAAGACUCAUGGAGGGCACCUUACCUCGUUACUACGUUCCUGCCUGGCCAGGGCUUGAGAAGAUCCCACCAAGUAAAUAGAUCAACAACUUCGUAUUUAACUCCUGUCACUCUGAUAUGUUUUGUUUUUGAAGGAGGUUUGGCUAAAAAUACCCCAGUUAAUAUUUGAGACCUUUAAUGGCUGCCGAUUUCUGUUAAAUAGGACAAACGUUAUAAGUUAACUACCAAAGGACUUUGCUGCAUGUGCUACUGGGUUCCCCUUCAGAAAUUACCCCUUUUGGCAGCUUUUGACAUUUUUGAUUCUUUCUUUAUUUUUGAUUUGAUGGCUGUCUUCUGUGCCUGACGUCCACACCCCUAAGCUUCUCUGGGUUUUUUUCUUUCUGUGCCGACCACCCUCACCUGCUACUGUUCCCUGAUCGUCUGCAUCAGCUCUCCUCUGCAGCUGAACUAGAACCACGCCCCGCCACCACCGCCUCAUCCUGUUGUGUUCCUACAUUAUAAAAUCACUGUGCUCUUGUUGAAAUUCAGUCAGCAUGUGAGAAGCUGCGCAACAGAAAUAAUCCGAUUUCAGACAAAGAAAAGCUGAAGAUGGCGAAGUUAGCUUCCUGCUGCCUUGUUUCUAACCUUUGCGUUGCUGUGGUAUGAACCGCUUGUGGAUGACUUGUCGCAGCUUGGACUGCGUUUUAAAGUAAAAACUGUGAAUAGAGAUGCAUGAAACUAAUAUUUAAUGUUUUUGCUCUUUUAUGCAUCUCAAAUAUUUGUUAUUUUAAAAAGUGAUUUAGUUAAUGUGCAAUAGAUCAUACUUCUGUAAUGAUGCUGCCUUUACCCAGGACCUGAAGGUGCACUCUCGGGGUCUUCCUCGAUCCUGUGCUCCAGCAGAGAAAGAAAACAUUUUUUUCGUUACAUGAGAACUGUUGGAAAGUAUCUUAUACAGUAGAAAAUUCAACAAACAAGAGGUCCUUAAAUAACCUUUUAGUUGCCUUUCCCUCCCAAAAACACUUAGCAGACAGUAGCUUUAUGUAGCCACGAACCUGCUGCCAUUUUUAUCACCUCCAGAUUUUCUAAUACACUACAAAUAACCAAUCUUGUCCAUGAGUGAAAGUGAAACUGUUUGUCACUUUUUUCUAAUAAUUUAAAAAGAGCUUAUAAAUGCUGUUUAGAUGAAUUAGUUAUUGCUUGCUACAAUAAUGUUGGAUUUGUAUUUUAAAGACUGCACCUCAUUUUAAUAAUUAUGUUUUUAAAUUCUGUGUAACAUUAAUGUAUAUACUACUAUAAGUUGUUUCAAGUUGUCUUAAAAGCAUUUAUUGUGUUUGUUGUUAUUCGAUACAUACUAUGUUUAUUAAUAAAGGCAAGAAUAGUAAAUUAA